This is a messenger RNA of Amphimedon queenslandica, 5790 nucleotides long. RefSeq lists its product as uncharacterized. The transcript is spliced from 26 exons. The coding region runs from base 4 to 5718 and encodes 1904 amino acids. The record is from RefSeq and is a predicted model, not a curated record. Gene Ontology annotation, molecular function: protein binding. NCBI's taxonomy places the organism in Eukaryota, Metazoa, Porifera, Demospongiae, Haplosclerida, Niphatidae.
GGCAUGGUGCUUCUCCUGUGCAGUGAAGCGAAGCAGCUCAGGGCAGACAAGGGCGCGUUGACUUGUUUAUCAGGGCAUGACCAUCUCCAUGGUAACACGUGUAUCCUUGGCAACACGUGUAGCAUUCCCGGGUACAUAGUCAUGGCUGCUGCGAAUGGGGAUACAGUGAUGCACGUUCAAAGAGGCUUCAAGAUUGAUAAAGUUAUUAAAUUUACUAGUAGUGGCCAUCUGGUGCAGAGUACAGGCCCUGACAUAUUGACAGUGUGUACUUCUGGUGCUUCUAACACUACUGUUGUCCAGUAUCCACUCACAGACAAUUUUCCAAGAAUUUCAAAACACACAAUACCUGUCGUUGUUGCAAAACUUGUGUAUUCAAGUGAGCUGAAGCUUUAUAUUGCCUUCUGUAAUGACUUUCGUCUUCGCGUGUAUAACUUAUACUUUGAUUUGCUAACAACUGUUUUCACCCACUUUAAUGCAACAUGCGUUUGUUUUGAUGAAGAAAAUAACGAAAUUUUUGCUGCUGGACCUGGAUUAGUUCACUGCUGGACAUUGCAACCUGAUACUUUCAAUGCUAUUCAAGCUAGCCCUCCACUAAAUGUAGGACUGAGAGAAAAAGAACUGAUUGUUUUCUUAUCUACCUGCUACCAUGCACCACUCCUCUGCAUCACUUGCAUUGAAGGGAUAUACAUUGUAAACACAGAGACUCGGAAUCAGCAACACUACAUUCCUAACAACAGCGGGGUUCCACUAUCAUAUGUAGCAAUAUAUUCUCCUGCUGAACUACUUGCUGUUGGAAGAGAAGAUGGCUCACUUCAAUUAAUGUGCUAUAUGAGAGGGAGUGGUGGCAAAACCAAUCGUUCACUGACCCUUCUUAAAAGCACUCACAGACACUUAUGCUCACUCUUCAUCCACACUGAGCUCCCCUAUCUCUUUGCCUCCUAUCCUGAUGGAAUAAUCAUAGUUUGGAAUCUCAUUGCUGAAAUUCAAGCUCUCUUUUGCUUGUCAUCAAAUAUUGCUUCCAUACCAUUGCACAAGUAUAAUCUCCAGUCUCCAAUAUCUGCUGCCUCACUGACCUUUGAUAAUCGCAUCAUGUGCCAUUCUCAGACAAACUGUAGCUUGCUCAUAUUGGAACAGGUUGAGGAUCUGCUGACAACAUUAUAUUCUCCUAUAAAAUCAAUAAAUGUAAAGCAUUAUAAUGGCAGGCAGCGCUACAUUGUGCAAACCUAUCACGGUUUCAUCAAGGUCAUAUCUCCACACUCUGGUAAAGCUAGAACUGCACUUUAUCCUCUCACAGUCCCCAGGAUGUUAAGAGCUGCACAUCAUAAUAUGGCCGAGGAAGUAUUCUAUGUUGCACUGAAGACAGGCGAGAUAGUGGUUUACGAUACAAGACUUAAUCCUUGCAUACCUGUUGAGUUCUGGGCUCCAUCUAAUGCCCAGCAAGAAAUAACAUGCCUUGAUAUGAUUGAUCACAGCAUUGUUGGGUCUUUAAUGCUAGCUGGUCUAAGGUCAGGUUGUCUGGCAAUACUUUAUGCAAGAGAUUGCCUUAUCGGUCAGCCAUGCCCUGCUCACGAUGGCCCUGUUGUGAUGAUGACUUCAUCAGAGACAGACCAGCUCAUUAAUAAGAACCCAGUCUUAAAUCUUGUGUCGUAUGGUACUGAUGGUAUAAUGCAGGUGUGGGGUAUUGAGAUUAAACUGGACACAAAGAAGCAGCUUGUCAUGCACUACAUGACAAGCCUAAGACUGAAAUUCCAGCCGCUCCAUUCAAAAAUACUCAACACAAAACUUUGCCUUGCGACAAUCAAGCAGCAAGUCCUUGUCUACAAGCUCCCUCAUGGCGACCUCUUUCAUGUCCCUAAACUUAAAUCGCUCCCUCACAAUCCUUUAGAUGAUCAUAGCAAGGCUAUCACAUCACUCUCUCGUUGCGUUCCUCUCUCUCUCUUUGCUACAAGCAGUUGUGACGGAUUUAUAAAGAUAUGGAAUGACAUUGGCCAGCUCCUGUGUAAUAUCAAUAUCGAGAUGAAUGUUACUUCUGUUUGCUUUGAUGACCUAUCAUUGUGCCUUCUUGCUGGAUUUCAGAAUCAUUUGCAGAUCAUACCACCUAAUCGAUAUCUCCCUCAGAAACUUGUCAGUUCACAUAAAGUCAUUGAGACUAAGGUUGAAUAUUCAAUACCAUACAGACAGAAUGCUGAUCUUUGGUAUGAUUGUCAGAAGAUCCCUACCCUCCCUAUCCUACCUCAUGCAAGACUCCAUGCAGCCGACUACAUAGCAACUCCCAAUCCUUUUGCACUCCGACUGAUAUCACAACCUCAGUAUGAUCCAAGGAUACUCUCUGAUGGAAUCAAGAGCAUAAGAGAAAUGGGUAUCAUUGACCCUGAUGAAAUAAAGAGCAUUAAACAUCAGCUUAGUCUUAAGGAGAUAAAAACAUCUGAGUCAUUGGAGGAUGCCUUUUCAAGGAACUUUUCUGAUUUUGACGUAAGUGAGAACCUUCGAAGAAUGGAAGAAGAGGAUUUGUCGUUUGGACCUGAGAGAGAGAAAUCCCAUUAUCAAUUGUUCCCUGAAGCUGAACUGACGCCAUUGGAGAGAGUCUCAUCAUCAGGAUUUCCAAUAGCACCUGAUGGAUACAUUCCUAAUUCUGUCGUAAGAGGUAAAGUCAAUCAUGAGCCUAUUGAUCAUGUACUUCAAAGAAUAUUAAUAAAACAAUACAAGCUUCUAGAAAAUAACAAAUAUGCAGUAGCCAAAAGACGAAGGAUAAAAAGAGUGCUAAUAGAUCUGAAACUGAUGGACGAAUAUGGAGCAUUCAUUGAUCCUAACAACAGACAUAGCACUAAACAGAGGAGAAGUGUGUACGAAGAGUCUGAUGAGGAAAGUGAAGAAGAGUCUUCUAGUGAAGAAGUAGCUGAGAGUGAGCCUUCGUCGGAAGCUUCUGAUUAUUAUGGAAACCUUUUUGGAGACCAAUGGGUAGCUAAUGAUAGCAUCAUGGUCAAUAUAAAGGAGAGGGAGAGAGUUGAUUCUUAUGUGCCUGUGGAGGAAGAUUACAAAUAUGAAGAACCUCCGAAGCCAAAGAGAAAGCAGCCUGCUUUCUUGUUUGAUAUUGAGCUACAUGAGGAGGUGGAGGAGGAGAAAGAACAGACGUCUGACGCACUCGCUAAAGCAGCAUAUGCAAAAAAACAGAGCCAGCAGACACGAGGUACUGGAGUGAAGAAUAUUAAGAUGGGAUCAUCUACAUCUGGUCAUUUGCUGCAUAAAACUUCAAAGACUUUCAUGCAUGACUCUCAUCCCAAGAGAUCCACAACUACGUCUUUUAAAGUCCCACUGAAGACAAAGAAGAUAUCCUUGGCAACAGAACCUAUCGUUAGAGAGAACAGCGUCUCCACAAUCACGGAAGCAAGGAGUGAAAUAUUAUAUCGAGUAGGGACGCCAUUUUAUGACUUUGAAUACAGGAAUAAUCUCUCUACUCCCAAUGUGGGCAAAAGGAUGGAGCGUUAUGGCCAUAGAGAUGUACAUGUGAGUGAACCAGAGGAUUCAGAUCAGCAUACUGGUGUUAGAUACAGGCCAUCAAUAGAAAAUCUAAUGUCCACGUUGAAUAGAAUCAUAAAGAGCUCGUGGUUUCCAUCUUCAACGCUGUCACAGAUGGGUUUUACAAUAGAAAGUCUUGUCUCUUCUAUUGGACGUCUUUCAAACCCUAAUGCUUCACACCUAAUGGACAGUGAAAUGACAUUGGAUUGGGUCAUUGACACACUGGUUGGCCUUCUUGAUAAAAAUGACAUGUCUAUUACAGAGGAUAUUGCAGAUGCUCUUGCUGCUCUGAGUAAUAAUCGCUACAUCACUACAGCUCAGAAAAAUGCAACGCUACGUGGACUUUUUAAGAAAUCCCAUGAUGCCAAUGCACCCAAGUCUAUUAAAGAGCACACACAGGACCUCCUUUCUCAGCUUGAUUUUGAUGAUGAAACUUUACAGAUGAUACUAAAAGCGCUUCUCAGUGAAGAUGAGUCAAAGAGGCAAGCUGCUUUUACUGCUCUUGAAAAUUUAACUGGAAUCACUGAUAGGGCUGGACUGCAUGCUCUGCUAAUUGAGAGAGGAUUGAUACAGCACGUUGUUAUGAAUGAGAAUGAGGUACUGAAUAAUUUAGCCCAAAGGGUUAAAGAGGCAGAAGAAAUUCCAACUCUCUCAAUGCUCAAACCAGAGAAGAAGCCUAAAGCAAAGGUAUUAAGUGUUCCUCAUGAUCAAAACAGAAGAUUCAAUAAAGACAUUGAACAAGAGCAUCCUGCAAAGAAGAAGACGUCUAUAGCAAAGAGUGACAAAAAGAAAAGGGCAGAGGAUUUAGAAGCGGAAAAAGGGCUGCCACCUUUAGCAGGCCCUACCUUCUAUCAUGCUAGUAUAGGAGGAUACAGUGUAAAGGUGUCAAUAAAUAGCAGAGAUGUGCCAGGAGGUGCAGGCAGCUAUGCAUCAGCUCUAAGAGAAGGACUUGGUGCUACUACUAAAGGGAAGAAGAUUUAUUCUACUAAAGAGAGUAAUAGUGCAUUGAAGUAUGGAGUCCUUGGUCGUCAUAAUAAAAUGAAGGAGUUUACUUUGCCUGGAGUGAAAAGGGACAACAAAGUGGAAAAGAGAUCAGUUGCAAUGAAGAGUGCACUGAUUGAAGAUGACUACAGUAGCAAUUAUGCAUCAACAAGGAGCGGUAAAAGGUACAACACUGCAGAAACUGCUUACAAUGAAAUUAGACAAGCUUUAAUGUCAAAAAAUAAAACUUUAGUCAAUGAUGAUCUAAUGCAAAGGAGUGGGAUCCAGCCGAAUAUUGGAAUUCAUGAUGACACUGCAAUGCCUUUAUAUGAAGGAGAUCAAAUCUAUCAAGGAGAAACUGGUGACAUGAAGGAUCAUUUGAUUCCAGGUCACACGAUGGCUUAUGAUGAUCAUACGUCAAUAGACAGAGAUGAUAAAGACUAUUAUCAUACAAUGGACAGAGAUGGUAAGGAGCAUCCACUACCAUAUUAUGAUGAUGACACAACACCAUCUAUGCUGCAAGUUACUGAUGAACUUAGCAGCACUCAAGAAAAUCAAUCAGUGUCACAAAGCAAACAAAAAGAUUUACAAUCACUUGAUGACGAGUCUGAUCCAGCUGACCUUGACAAUUUGGAAGCAGCUCUCACGUUACCAUCAGGUUUCUUAGACGCUAAAAAUAUGAAGUACCUUCCCCAAAAGGAGCAACCAUUUUCUCUUCUAAAUAAUGCGGCGACACUUGGAAACUAUGAUGGAUGUUAUCCAAACUCAGAUGAUGGAGCAAUGUCUGAAAAUAUAACAAGCACUAGUCGUGGGAUGACAGUUCACAUGGCAGACAGUAAAACUAUGAGAGACUUCUAUUCUCCUCUCAAUAAGCCAAAGAAAGGAGCUCUGUCCAGGAACUUAAGACAUGGGAUUUUGCCUCCUUUGUCAUUGACUGAAGCUCAUUUGGAUCAAGAAAGAAGAAAACUGGAAGUGCUUAGGAGAUCGAAUCCAUAUUAUUCAAUGAGCGUGGCUGCAAGGAGAGAAAUCAUUGGCUUGGGUAAAAUUGAAGCAGAAAUUGAGAAGAAAAGGUUGGAACGCCGUAAAAGGGAGAACAGAGAGUCUUUCUAUCACGAGGCCGGCAGGAAGUGGAAUGAGUUUGAGUGGUGUGACAUAGCAGCAAUGCUACUCAAUAAAGAUGUGACGAAACCUGUUCAGAAACGUUGCCUUCAAUCUAAAUAGAUGCGAUUAAUAAUUAUUAUUAUUAUUUUGAUUAAUGGUGAAAUUUUGAUGGACCAAUUGUCCAAAGCUCCA